This is a messenger RNA of Peromyscus eremicus (cactus mouse), 2479 nucleotides long. It is a transcript of the gene Usp43, whose product is annotated as ubiquitin specific peptidase 43. The record is from RefSeq and is a predicted model, not a curated record. Gene Ontology annotation, biological process: protein deubiquitination. Gene Ontology annotation, molecular function: cysteine-type deubiquitinase activity. NCBI's taxonomy places the organism in Eukaryota, Metazoa, Chordata, Mammalia, Rodentia, Cricetidae. The transcript is spliced from 15 exons. Bases 101 to 2479 code for a protein of 792 amino acids.
GCCGGCGCCCCACGCCUCUAAGAGGCGGUGAGUGUCGGGGAGCUGCCGGUCCGCUUCGGGCCCCGGGGACUGUGCUCCCGGACCACCGUGCUCGGCCAGCAUGGAUCCCGGCGUGGGGGACGCGCUGGGAGAGGGGCCGCCCGCGCCCCGGCCCCGCCGCCGCCGUUCCCUGCGCCGCCUGCUCAGCCGCUUCCUGCUAGCUCUGGGCAGCCGCUCCCGCUCAGGGGACUCGCCACCCCGGCCCCGGCCCCAGGGCCAGCCCGACCCAUACGAUGGCGAUGGAGACGGGGGCUUCGCUUGUGCCCCGGGCCCGGCACCAGUCGCUCCCGGGAGCCCAGGACCGGAUCGUCCUCCGGGACCCCAGCCCCAACUGUCUGUGGGCGACGGGGCGCGUCCGCCCGGAGCGCAGGGCUUGAAGAACCACGGCAACACCUGUUUCAUGAACGCCGUGGUGCAGUGUCUCAGCAACACCGACCUGCUGGCCGAGUUCCUAGCACUGGGGCGCUACCGGGCGGCGCCGGGCCGCGCCGAGGUCACCGAGCAGCUGGCGGCGCUGGUGCGCGCGCUCUGGACGCGCGAAUACACGCCCCAACUUUCCGCAGAGUUCAAGAAUGCUGUUUCCAAAUAUGGCUCCCAGUUCCAAGGCAAUUCCCAACACGAUGCCCUGGAGUUCCUGCUCUGGCUGCUGGACCGUGUCCACGAGGACUUGGAGGGCUCGGCUCAUGGACUGGUGUCUGAGCAGCUGCCCCCAGAUGCGAGUAAGGCCUUGGAGGACCUCCGGCCAUCUGCAGCUCCUCCCUCCUUAGGCCCCAGCUUUGUGCAGAGCCACUUUCAAGCCCAGUACAGAUCUUCUUUGACGUGUCCUCACUGCCUGAAACAGAGCAACACCUUCGAUCCUUUCCUGUGUGUGUCCCUUCCCAUCCCCUUACGCCAGACGAGGUUCCUGAGUGUCACUUUGGUCUUCCCCUCUAAGAGCCAGCGGUUCCUGCGGGUUGGCCUGGCCGUGCCGAUCCUCAGCACAGUGGCGGCCUUGAGGAAGAUGGUUGCAGAGGAAGGGGGCGUCCCUGCCGAGGAGGUGAUCUUGGUUGAACUGUAUCCCAAUGGAUUCCAGCGGUCAUUCUUUGAUGAAGAGGACCUGAAUACCAUUGCAGAGGGUGAUAAUGUGUAUGCUUUCCAAGUCCCUCCCUCACCUGGUCCAGGGACACUCUCAGCUCAUCCAUCUGGGCCGUCAAUGUCACCUCGCCUGGCUGUCCGUGAUAGCCAGCGCUUCUCCAAGCCUCUCCACAGUGAGAGGGUGCUCAUCCUCUUCUGUAACCUGGUGGGGUCGGGGCAGCAGGCAAGCAGGUUUGGGCCACCGUUCCUGAUACGGGAAGACAGAACGAUCUCCUGGGCCCAGCUACAACAGUGUAUUCUCAGCAAGGUUCGAUGCCUCAUGAGGAGUGAGGUCCCUGUACAGGACCUGGGGACUCUGUUCUCCAUCCGGGUUGUGGGGCUUUCCUUGGCCUGCAGCUACUUAUCUCCACAGGACAGCCGGCCCCUCUGUCACUGGGCAGUUGACAGGGCUUUGCACCUCAGGAGGCCAGGAGGCCCUCCUCAUGUCAAGCUGGCUGUGGAGUGGGAUAGCUCUGUCAUGGAGCGCCUGUUUGGGAGCCUCCAGGAGGAGCGGGUCCAGGAUGCAGACAGUGUGUGGCAGCAGCAGCAGGCGCACCAGCAGCCCAGCUGUACCCUGGACGAAUGUUUUCAGUCCUAUACCAAGGAGGAACAGCUGGCCCAGGAUGAUGCAUGGAAGUGCCCUCACUGCCAAGUCCUCCAGCAGGGUGUGGUAAAGCUGAGUUUGUGGACCCUGCCUGACAUCCUGAUCAUCCAUCUGAAACGGUUCUGUCAGGUAGGAGAGAGAAGGAACAAACUCUCCACGCUGGUGAAGUUCCCACUGUCUGGGCUCAACAUGGCUCCUCAUGUAGCCCGGAGGAGCACCAACUCCAAGGCAGGGCCUGGACCCUGGUCCUCCUGGAAGCAGCCGAUCUGCCUGCCCACCACCUACCCAAUGGACUUCCUCUAUGACUUGUAUGCGGUCUGCAACCACCAUGGGAGUCUGCAAGGUGGGCAUUACACAGCCUAUUGCCGGAACUCUCUGGAUGGCCAGUGGUACAGCUAUGACGACAGCACGGUGGAGCCCCUUCGAGAGGAUGAGGUCAACACCAGGGGAGCCUACAUCCUCUUCUAUCAGAAGCGGAACAGCAUCCCUCCCUGGUCAGCCAGCAGCUCCAUGAGAGGCUCCACCAGCUCCUCCUUGUCUGAUCAUUGGCUCAUGAGGCUUGGAAGCCACAACAACAGCACGAGGGGAAGCCUGCUGUCCUGGAGCUCUGCUCCCUGCCCCUCCGUGGCCCGGGUACCCGACUCUCCUGUCUUCACCAACGGUGUCUGCCACCAGGACAAGGACACAGGGGGCCCUUUUGACCCACAAGUUGGACAUCAGUAG